UCAACAUAAAGAAGAACAUCAUGAGAAUAAAGAUAUAUCAGCAGUGGAAUUUUUCCAGAGCCUAUGGGUGGUAGAUAUAUGCGACACCAAUUGGGAUCUGGCUUCAUCACCAAAGGUAAUAGAUCAGAUGGCUGCAAACAUUAGAGAGGUACAUAUAAAGAAGGGAAAGAUUUGGUGCCGCAAUUUUGCAUGGAGACAAUUGCGGAACCUUCGCAGGCUUUGAGUAAUUGAGCCGAGAUGCCCUUGGGAAACAGGCAAAAUGGAUGAAUUCACGGAUAUGGUGAAGUUGGAGUUCCUCGAUCUGUCUAGGAAUGUUACAAUACAAUAUUUGCCAAGCAUGUCAGGGGCAACAAGCCUCAAGAAUAUGGUUCUAGAUGGUUGUGUUGGGCUCAAGCGUGUUGAAGGGCUCCCCGUGUCACUUGAAUCAUUCAGCUUAGAUGCAGGGUCCGGAAAAGAUGAUUGCAAGAAGGCCAAAAUAACCCACAUCACCAUGGCCGGAUGUGCAAAAUUAUCUGACUUUGUGUUGCGUGGAUCACUUCCAAAGCUUGAGGAGCUGAAUUUGUCCCACACAUCCGUCAAAACACUUGACCUCAAGGAUGAGGUGGUGGAGGUCCCAUGUCUCCAACGAAUCAUCAUGAUGGGUUGUGAGCAGCUUCGUGCCGUGCUUUGGCCAAAAAUGGGGGUGCCCGGACUAACUUUGCUAGUCAUUGACAACCGAGGAGGAGAAAAGGUCGAAAGAACACUACCAGAUUUAGACAAGCUAAAAAAGGGACAUCAUCAUGUUUAUGUUGCUACAAUGGACAUGAGAUUCAUUCAGUCACUAGUGAUAAGAAGUCACCGUAUCUUUUUGUCCCCAAAGACCGUUGGAUGUAGUCUAAACCUCUGCAUAUCUGCUGGCAGUCAGUGGUGCAGCAACGAGAAGAUGGGCCCUGACAGCAUAUCAGGGCCACCCCUAGCGAUGUCAUUAUUUCCCAAUCACUCUUACAACACCUACAAUGAUUUUGCUGUUGAUGACAUAAAUAUUGGUCAUGACUACAGCAGCGCAGUGCAGUUUCAGCUGGGGGACUACCAUGUGGAGAUUGGUGAUGGAUUUAGCAACACUAGCGUGGAUACCAUCCGAGGAAUGGAAGCUAUCAUCUUAGUGAUGGACAAGGCUGGGUCGCUGCAUGUGCAUGAUAAUUCUUCCAUCACUAGUGCCAACCCUGGAAACAUCCCUGGACUCAUGAAGUCCGGUCAAGUGCUGAAACUUGGUUGGGAUUGUCUCAAAUGGUGUCGUGUGGAGCGAUGUACCAAGCUACACACAGUAUUCGAUGCUAACCACGUUUAUUGCUCUUUUAAAGAACUAGAGAGCAUUUGGGCAGCUGAUCUUCCAAUGGCCUGCUGCAUUUGGAGCAGCGAAGGAUCGGCGAGGUAUUACCCAUCACGGCGUCAUAGGUAUGGGAAACUGCAGAGCAUACACCUUCACUCCUGCCCGAGGCUCACAUUUAUCCUCCCACUGUCAUGGCUGGACACCUUGAGAAACUUGGAGACCAUCCACAUCGUCUUCUGUGGCGAUCUGAAAGUGGUGUUCCCGGUGGAGCAGAAGCUCGACCUGAGCAUUUCAACAUACACACCUAGGGCGUUCAUAAUUGGUACACUGGAGUUCCCCAACCUGAAGCACGUGUACCUGCACGACCUCCACAAGCUGCAGCAUAUAUGUGAAGCCAAGAUAUUUGCUCCCAAGCUCGAGACCAUCAGGGUCAGGGGCUGCUGGGGUCUGAGGCGCCUCCCAGCCAUCGGCCGAGACAACCACCCUGUCGUGGACUGCGAGAAGGAUUGGUGGGACAAGCUGGAGUGGGACGGUCAGGAGGCCGGCCAUCAUCCUAACCUCUUCAAGACGCACCACCCGUCUUAUUACAAGAUGCCCCUGGAGAGAAUUUCCGUUCUCCGGUGAAACCGUUGCAACCCUUUUUAGAUUUGGUGGUGCAAGAUGAUGUCAUGCCUUGCUGCUCCUGACUGCUGCGUUGCCACAGCGGUUCAGGUGUUCAUUUCCAAAGAUUAUGUUGGUGUGUUUUUCUGAAGAAUAAAUCGGUGUGAUGUUGUGUUUUCCCAAGAUCAGGAGUAAAUCUUCUUAGAUUUGUUUCCAAUGAGAUGGAGACGACCGUACCGUCUGUUUGUGUGUGGUUUGGUUUGGUUUCGCUUGUGGUCAUGUUUGUGUUUGUAAUAAGGUUUUGAUGUGCUUGUGGUGUGUCUACCAUGUACCGUCAUAAAACCCCUAUUGGUUUGACGAGAAUGCUGUUUGCCAAAGACUACGCAUGAAACAAUGCUAAGUGUGUGCCCAUGUAUCGGUGUGGUUUUACAUGUAUGCUUGCCUGGGAAUGUACAUGUAUAAUAUAUUACUCCCUCCGUUCCAUAAUUUUUGUCCUCGUUU
This is a messenger RNA of Triticum dicoccoides, 2410 nucleotides long. RefSeq lists its product as uncharacterized. The record is from RefSeq and is a predicted model, not a curated record. Lineage: Eukaryota; Viridiplantae; Streptophyta; Magnoliopsida; Poales; Poaceae. Bases 260 to 1933 code for a protein of 557 amino acids. The transcript has 2 exons.